Messenger RNA from Colletotrichum paranaense, 675 nucleotides. RefSeq lists its product as uncharacterized. NCBI's taxonomy places the organism in Eukaryota, Fungi, Ascomycota, Sordariomycetes, Glomerellales, Glomerellaceae. The transcript has a single exon. The coding region runs from base 1 to 675 and encodes 224 amino acids. The record is from RefSeq and is a predicted model, not a curated record.
AUGGCACGAUUUUCGUUGACUCGCAGAAAGCCUCCACUACCAAGGCUGAAUCUUGAUUCAAGGCACCAAUAUCAGGGACGACAAGCACCACCACCGCCGCCUCCUCAAGGACCCCCGCCUCCUUCACCAACGCCGCCGCCACCCCCAGAGGGACCUCCCCCAGUCUCACCACCCCCUCCUCCUCCGCCAGAAGGGCCUCUUCCGCCAGAAGGGCCUCCUCCGCCAUCGCCACCGCCGCCUCCUCCCCCAGAGGGGCCACCGCCACCACCGCCUCCAUCACCACCUCCUCCACCACCUCCCCCAUCCCCUCGACCACCGCCGCCUCCACCCCCACCCCCAGGAGGGCCUCCUCCACCCCCCGGACCGCCGCCGCCACCGCCGCCGCCGGCAUCAAGAGGUCCAACGAACACCGUCUUUAUUACCUUAGCACCCCCGACAGUGACCGUAGUUGCCACACAAGUCCCGGCAGCUGACCAGAACACGGCAUUACGCAGCGGUGAUGGACUGAAACAAUACCAGCCACCGGCGAUCAACAUAAAUAUGACCCAGGGCGUUCCCACUUUUACCGAGGUCGGUAUCGCGAUUCUCGGCUUUGUAUCAGGAAUAGGUAGGUGGAACAACCAUGAGGAGAAACAAUUCGUCCCCAGAUUCCUACAUCUACUAACAUGGCACUAA